UGUACUCGCGCUGCAGUGUUUUUACCGGGAGAGGGUUGAGCCUGAGCGAUGUGAACUGAACUGAACUGAACUGAGUUCAGUGCAAUGGAGACGUUUUGGCAAGAAUGAAACUUCAAAAGAAUGAAACUAUACAAUACGAUGCAAAACUAUAUGAAACAAAAGUCAAACUUGAUGAGUUCGCGUUGCACCACGCAUAGACCACUUGGAAUUGUGUGGUUUCUGCCACAAGGAGACUGGACUUUGUCUUUAGGACUCCAGCCGACGUCAACACGGACGUCUAGACCUAAACACGGACGUCUAGACCUAAACACGGACGUCUAGACCUAAACACAGACGUCUAGACCUAAACACCGACGUCUAGACCUAAACACGGACGUCUAGACCUAAACACGGACGUCUAGACCUAAACACGGACGUCUAGACCUAAACACGGACGUCUAGACCUAAACACGGACGUCUAGACCUAAACACGGACGUCUAGACCUAAACACGGACGUCUAGACCUAAACACGGACGUCUAGACCUAAACACGGACGUCUAGACCUAAACACAGACGUCUAGACCUAAACACAGACGUCUAGACCUAAGCAUGGCUGCUACGCUGCCAUCUACACUGCCCAGACCAGACUGUCAUAUGGACAGGAGUGGGAGCUUCUUUAAGGUCUCAGAUGGACUCACAGACUCAGACCUAAGCAUGUCUGCUACGCUGCCCAGACCAGACUGUCAUAUGGACAGGAGAGGAAGCUUCUUUAAGCUGAUAGACACGUUUGCGUUGGAGAUAGGGGAGCUGAAGCAAGAGAUGGUCCAGACCUCCCCAACAGAGGACAGAGACCCAUACCCUAUGGUUCUACAGGGGUUGGAGGGGGAGUUGAGCGGGGUUUACCUCCAGUCCUCGCCCUGUGCUGGCACCAGUGGUGAAAGGGAUUCUGGGUACGACUCCCUGCGUAGGAGGAUGAGCGUGCUGGACAGACUGAGGCAUACGCACCCCGUGUGGCUCCUGCUCACUCUCAGUGACACGGAGGCCACACAUAUACUGCUGCAGCAGCCUCCAGGGGUAUUCCUGGUGAGGAAGUCAUCCUCUCUUCAGAGGAAAGUUCUGUCUCUAAGGGUCAGUGAUGAUGACGCAUCAGGAGGAGCCGGCGUCUGUGACUUCCCUGUCAGAGAGAGUCAGUACACCUUUUCUCUGGAAGGAUCUGGGAUCAGUUUUGCAGACCUGUUUCGCCUGGUGGCCUUCUACUGUAUCAGCAGGGACGUCCUUCCCUUCACCCUGAAUCUCCCAGAAGCCAUUGCAGCCUCCAAGACUCAGAAAGACCUGGAGGAGGUGGCCCAACUAGGAGCAGGAUUCUGGCACUCUGCUCUAGGCAGCCUGCAAAGGACAACCACUCCCUCUCGCCCUCCACCACAGCGCCUUGACAGAGACGGUGACAUCCAGGGUGCAGAAAGGACACAAGAGAAACAGAGUGCGACUUGCCACAACAGCGUUCCUCCAGCUCGUCCCCCUUCCUCCUCCUCCUCUCGCCUGGAGAGAAGCCAGUCCAACGGGGCUCUUUGCUUCGUCAACCCCCUCUUCCUCCAGACACACCGGCGGCUUGAGGAAGACCCUCAAUCCUCUUCCUCCUCUCCUUCCCCCUACGUCACACACUCCACCCCCAGCCCAGGAACUACCGGUGGGACGUCUUCAGCCCCUGUCACGGACCCCAACGUGACCAGGAAGUCACGUCCACCUCGGCCCCCGCCUCCCCAUUCCCGCUUAUUCCCGCCCCCCCGUUCCCUCUCCCAGCGCCGCCAAGCUCCCCCUCCCCCCACCUCUCUACCCCAGAAGCCCAAGAGCAGCAUGCCCGAAACGCCCGCAGCCAUUGUUGUCACCAGGCAACCACUGCAACCUUCAUCCAAUCAGAACCUUCGCCCCACCCCUCGCCCUCCCAUGGGUGCCAGGCACAGCAGCCAUUCCAAAAAGAUGACAAGCAGCGCCGCCAUCCCUGUGCCCCACCAACACCCUCAGCACCCUCCUCCCCGACGCCCCAAUAAACCUGACAUCGACGCCCACCGGUGCCACAUCGCUCUUGAUGACGAAACUAUCGCCAAGGCUCUGUCCCGUGCCAAGCUUCCCCGUGCCAGGCACCGGCCAUACCCACUCCCUCCAUAGUGGGAUGGUGCUGGUAGCCCUCCCAGCCCUCCGGGUAAGACCCCCAGGCGAGAGGGACAAGAGGGGAGGCUGAGCGACAUGUCCAUCUCCACCUCUUCCUCAGAUUCUCUGGACUACUCCCAGCUUCCCCUCUCCCUCCCUGCCAGCCCCCCUCUCAGAUUACGGCAUCACCUUGGCAACAACAAGGACAGCAGCGACGACGAAGACCUCUGUGACGAAGAAGAGGAAGACUACGGCGUCAGCCUGGAGAACGACCUGGACCAGGGCCUCCGUCCUCCCUUCAAAGCCCGUCGGAGAGGGGUCGGAGUCGGGGUCAAAGUUGCACUGAGCUUCCGGAAAGUUUCUGGAGUCUUCAGCACGUUCAUGACCCCAGAAAGGCGAGCCGUGAGGAGGAUAGCGGAGCUCUCCAGGGACAAGAGUUCCUACUUUGGAUGCCUGGUUCAGGAUUAUAUCAGUUUUGUACAGGAGAAUAAGGGGUGUCAUACGUCAGGCUUAGACCUCCUGCAGACCCUCAGACAGUUCAUGACCCAGAUGAAGGCCUACCUGACGCAGAGCUCCGAACUGGACCCGCCCAUCGAAUCCCUCAUACCCGAGGAUCAGAUAGACUCUGUCCUGGAGAAGGCCAUGCACAAAUGUGUGUUGAAGCCGCUGAAGGGCAUAGUGGAAGUGGCCCUGCAAGACUUCCAGGUGAGCAGUGGAGGCUGGCAGCAGCUGAGGGAGAACCUGGCCCUGGCUAAGACCCGGAGGCCCCAGGACCUGGGUGUGGACGGGGCCGUGCCCCCUGACCCCAUGGCCAUCGAGAAGAUCCGCCACAAGUUCCACAACAUGAGGAAGAUGUACUCCCCGGAUAAGAAGGUGUCGCUGCUGCUCCGAGUGUGUAAACUCAUCUACACCAUCAUGCAGGAUAACUCAGGGAGGAUGUACGGAGCAGAUGACUUCCUACCGAUGCUGACCUAUGUCCUGGCCCAGUGUGACAUGCCUCAGCUGGACACUGAGAUCCUCUACAUGAUGGAGCUGCUGGAUCCCACACUGCUACAUGGAGAGGGUGGCUACUACCUCACCAGUGCGUACGGGGCCAUGGCUCUCAUCAAGAACUUCCAGGAGGAACAGGCAGCCAGGGUCCUCAGCUCCGAGGCCAGAGACACCCUGCAUCAGUGGCACCGCCGACGCACCGCCCAGCGCACGGCACCCUCCGUGGACGACUUCCAGAACUACCUGCGAGUCGCCUUACAAGAAGUCAACAGCGGCUGCACAGCCAAAACCCUCCUAGUCCACCCGUACUCCACCACCGAAGAAGUAUGUUCGCUCUGCGCCUACAAGUUCAAAGUUCAUGACCCCGAGAACCACUCCCUCUUUCUCAUCACUGAGGCAACCAGUCAGCAGCUAGCCCUGGACACACACCCCCAGCGAAUCAAAGCAGAGAUACACAGCCACCCAAACUCGCAACCCUUCCAUUUUGUCUACCGCAGAGUGCCCAACCUUAACCUGUGUAUACCAGCUAUCCCAGCUAACCAGCACAAUGGCAACUGCCUACUGCCUAGCCAAUUAGAUGAAUGAAACUGAACUGAAUUGAAAUGAAAUAAAACCUUAUUGAUCCCUAGAGGGGGUCAUUGGAUUUUUCACUAGUGUGCAAACACAUACAGGAACAAUUCAGACUCAUACAUCAGCACACAUAGACCUGAGAGAGCACUGAUGGAUGGUGGAACAAGUACAAUACCUGACUGCUGAGACUGAGGCAGUCCUAAUAUGGACACCACCCGGGUAUGAUGGAAUGACACUGAAUGGUGAUACUGAGGAUGUCCUAAUAUGGACGUGUAUCCAUAGAAUGGUAGUGAAUGGUGGAAAUUGAAAAAAUACACUGUAUAUUUCAACUAUAGGGUUAGAGAAUGUUGCUGUGUGUUGUGAAGGGAUCCUAGACUACUCAAUGGAAAAAGUAGUUCCUAUUCUUCUAAAAGGAGACAGAAAGAGGAAGCAGGUGUGGAGAGAAGUGUCUGGUGUCUGCAUGCAUUUCACUCUCUUUUUAGGGAUACGGCACGUGAGCGUCAGGAGUUGGUUGGUCAAGUCCAGUGUCGGGUCAGCUUGGACUUUGUGUUUCCUAAAGAAGGAGCACAAAAUGGCCGCCGCAGAGCCCUCCAUACUAUGAUACGCUCGCUCUGAGAACUGACUGACGUUUAUAGUAGUAUGACUGGGGCCUGAAGUAUACUUUUUAAGAAACACCCUUGUGUGAGUCUUUUGUGAGGUCUUCGGACCAGGAAGUUCUCUUACAUCACAUCCUCACGGUCUGUUUUCGUUACAAGGACAAAUGUACAUGCAUGCUCCUCUUGCAGAAGUCAGUGUAUCUGACUGUCUUCUUCUAACACUGAGACCUGAUUAGAGAACGCUGAGCUUCUGCUCCUUUCCGGUGCUUGACUUGGGCAGGAGCUCAUCGGAGCUGAGUACCGGCACCUCAAAUGUUCUGCUGCUUGAGCUCCUGUUCCUCUUAUAGAAUAUUAGCUCAAAAGUAUUGUGGAGCUCCUGCACCUGAAUUUGAUCAGUACCGGCAGCCAGAAUCAAGUCCAGCGCUGCUGCUUUCUAUCCAGGUCAACACAUAGAAUGGGAUGACCCGACUGUGUGAUCUCACAGUUGUCUUUUACAUCACCUCUGGGGCUUGAUUCAACCCGUAUCACCGAAAUUCAGCGCUAUAGCGGAAGGUUGACGUUUAUUGUCAUUGAGUCUUGCCCUGGGAGCAGCAGUGAGCGAUUUCCGCUAGAUGGGCCAGCUGCAAAGCCAAAAUGGUCUAUUUCGUAAAAAUUAAUGAAAACUAAAUGUAGCUUUUUGGUCAUAAUUUAAGGUUAGAGUUAGGCAUUCGGGUUAGCGGUGUGUUUAAGGUUUGAGUUAAGGUUAGGUUGUUAUGACUUUGUGGCUGUGCCAGCGAGUGACCACUCUGCAGAGCUGACUCCAGGGCAAGAUUCAUGACAAUAAAUGCCAACCUGCAUUUAGCAUGCUUGAUUUCUGAUUGAGCCGACAAAAUGCAGUUUACUAUGAAUGUAGUCUCCAUAAACGUGGGAACAUUGCCAUUAAAUGUAAAUCGCGCUAUAACUUUGAACUUCAGCGAUAUGGAUUUAAUCGAGCCACCUCACUGGGCACAAACUGGUUGAAUCAACGUUGUUUCCACAUCAUUUAAAAAAAAAUACACGUUGAAACAACGUGGAUAGACAUUGAAUUGACGUCUGUGCCCAGUUGUCCUGGUGUGAUGUGUGAAGAAGCUUAACAGAUGCUUUGCGAUGGUUGGCUGGACUUUCAUGUGGAUUUGGCGACCCCUACAAGAUAAUUGAAGAAUGGCUUGCAGCAGUAUGGACAUCAUAUCAACUUGCGUACUCUUGAGUUUACAACCUAACUGUCAUUUGCAAUGCCAUUAUAUUCAAACAAAAGAGAAACCCGCACACUGCUCUUGCUGGUAUUACUUAUUUUGAAAUAUGCUUUAAUUAGAGCAAGAGCAAUGUGCAGGUUUCUCUUUUCUUUGAGGUUAUCAUAUUCCCUCGUACCUGCAACCAGAUAACUCAGAUGUGCGAGUGGUUU
This is a messenger RNA of Oncorhynchus keta (chum salmon), 5704 nucleotides long. RefSeq names its product ras and Rab interactor 2-like. Gene Ontology annotation, cellular component: cytosol; endocytic vesicle. The record is from RefSeq and is a predicted model, not a curated record. Gene Ontology annotation, biological process: vesicle-mediated transport; signal transduction. Gene Ontology annotation, molecular function: small GTPase binding; guanyl-nucleotide exchange factor activity. Lineage: Eukaryota; Metazoa; Chordata; Actinopteri; Salmoniformes; Salmonidae.